CAAGUCAGGAAUAUGGCAACUCUAAAAGACAUUACCAGGCGCUUGAAGUCCAUCAAGAACAUUCAGAAAAUUACAAAGUCCAUGAAAAUGGUUUCUGCAGCAAAAUAUGCCAGAGCUGAGAGGGAGCUGAAGCCUGCUAGAGUCUAUGGAACAGGAGCACUGGCUCUCUAUGAGAAAGCAGAAAUAAAGGCACCUGAGGACAAGAAGAAGCACCUCCUUAUCGGUGUGUCCUCUGACCGAGGUCUGUGUGGUGCUAUCCAUACGUCUAUUGCUAAAACCUUGAAGAGCGAGAUUACCAACCUCUCCAAUGCAGGGAAAGAAGUUAUGGUGGUUGGAGUAGGUGACAAGAUCAGAGGCCUACUUCAGAGGACACAUGGCAAUUACUUGCUGCUGACCUUCAAAGAAGUGGGACGGAGACCUCCGAGCUUUGGAGAUGCUUCAGUCAUUGCCUCAGAGCUGUUAAACUCUGGGUUUGAAUUUGAUGAGGGCUCUGUCAUCUACAAUCGGUUCAGGUCUGUCAUCUCCUACAAGACCGAUGAAAAACCAAUCUUCUCCCUUGAAACAGUUGCUGGUUCUG
Leptosomus discolor (cuckoo roller) is the source of this 577-nucleotide messenger RNA. Lineage: Eukaryota; Metazoa; Chordata; Aves; Leptosomiformes; Leptosomidae. The record is from RefSeq and is a predicted model, not a curated record.